This is a messenger RNA of Chara braunii, 5521 nucleotides long. The record is from the annotation of a GenBank genome assembly. Lineage: Eukaryota; Viridiplantae; Streptophyta; Charophyceae; Charales; Characeae.
UUGGAAUUUCCUUCGAUUUAAAAGGCUACUGGCUCUGCGAUUGCUUACCCCUUGCUAUUGUAUUAUAUGUGGCAGAAACCCAUCUUAUCUCCAAAUGGAUGGUACUUUGAUCUCAUCAAGGGGGAUCAGGCGUGGACGGGGCAGUACAAUCCUUCAUCUCGCCCGGCUCAAGCUCUGAUUUCAUUGACUCAUCCAAGUGUUUUGGAUUUUCUCAAGUUGAAUUCCCUCAAUGCCCCUCCCCCCUAUCCCGCUCUCAUCUCGACCCUAUCUUUCAAUGAUUGGGCGGACAUCGUUUGGGUCUCUACGUGCGACAAGGAGUCAUUUCCGGAGAUGUUGAAGGCUAACGUCCUUGGUGCUAAAGCAAUGCUAGAUAAGGAUAGGUUGGUGGAGUCGUCGAUUAGGGACGAGAUCAUGGUAAAGGAGAAGGUAUUUGUGGACCUUAGGAACGCUACUACUGAGUUCCACUCGGACCUCAUCCAUUUCGUGGCACAGGAGCCUUGUGCUUCCGAGUCUGCGUCAGAUGAUGAGCUUCCCCUCACUGAGGAGGAAAGGACGUUUCAUGCCAAAUUUCUAGAGGAAUCUGAUGCCUACCACUUGCGACACGUGGCACGACAUGAUGAUAAUGAUGACGACGGUGGUGAUCACGAUGAUAGUGACGAUUACGGUGGUGAUGUUGAUCUGGACGACGAUGUCGCUGAUGAAGAUGACGAUGUUGAUGACGAUGAUGAUGUUGAUGAUGAUGUUGGUGAUGGUGAUGAUGGUGAUGAUGACGAUGAUGAUGAUGACGAUGAUGACGACGAUGAUGACGAUGUUGAUGAUGACGACGAAGAUGACGAUGGUGGUGAUUUUGAUGAUCACGAUGACAAUGUCGCUGAUGAUGAUGAUGUUGUUGAUGACGUUGAUGAUGUUGAUGAUGAUGUUGACGAUGAUGACGAUGUUGAUGACGUUGACGAUGUUGAUGAUGAUGUUGUUGAUGAUGAUGAUGAUGUUGAUGAAGAUGAUGAUGAUCACGAUGACAAUGAUGGUGAUGAUGAUAAUGAUAAUGAUGAUGAUGAUGACGAUGACGAUGGUGGCGACGAUGAUGGUGAUGAUGGAGGCGAUGAUGAUGAUGAUGAUGGCAAGCAAGAAUCAUGGGGCCACUCGCGAGAAAAGAACGAGCGAGAAUCAGAAGGGGACACAAAAACCAUGUGGCCCAAUGUCACCGACAUCCUUUCCCUCCGUUACGUGAUGGAGGGGACCUUCUCGACACCACGGGUCUUCGAGUCGAUCUUCUCGACACCACAGGCCAUGAGUGCCGAGACGCACAUCCGCUUAGCAGAACCUUUUCGUCCUUGUGCGAAAUCCGUGUGGCAUUUCAACGGUGUGACAACGAUCCACGGAGCGACCGCAGAGGAUUUCGACGAGGACCCAUGGAUGACCGUCGUCCCGUGCAUGGACGCGCAUCUUGACGACUGGGGCGAGGGCAAUUGGGACAAUAUGGAGAGUCACUGUCCUUGGGCAAGCCAGUACAAGUUCGCGAAUAUGUUGGAGUUCGGGGACCUCAUUCCAUUGCCGCCGUCCUCAGACAUAAGCAGUCGUCGGCGGUUCUACAUGAAAAAUGUCUACGGUGCGAAGGGGAACGUCGUCGCCGGUGCCAAGGGGGCGAUUCUGGACAUGUGUCCGUUCGAGGGGUUCGGAGCGGGUGCUGCGAACACCCCGUUCUACAACCACCUCCGGCGGCAGGGCGGGUUUGUUUUGGGUCGAGAGUUCUUUGACUUGUUGGAGGACAAGGACAUCGCCCUCGACGUCCCUUGCGAAGUCGGCCCCGACUUGGAACUGUCAAUGCCUUUGCAGCCGUGCGGCGGUUGUGAGUCGAGCGGGGCAGCGGGGGAGGGGGGGGAUCUGGGUUCCGGGGAGGCUACACAUGUGCAGCGGGAGGAUGCCAGAGGUCAGUUUGACGACAACGAAGAUGAGGCGACACCGCGUCCACCGUUUUCGCUGUCGAGGGAAAGAGACAGGUACUUCCUGGAGUACAAAGACGACGUCAGGACAAGGCGGGAGUUUGAGAUCAACCCGGCUCAGAUCGUCGACAUAAGGGAGUGGGAGGAUCUUUACAACCAGCGGUCGCUAGAUCCCGUCCUCGUGGAAACGAUAAGGGAAGCAAUGCGGACUGCGUUCGAAAAUAAAGAACAGACGUACGAGUUGUCGGUCUUCAAGCUCGCACCACUGGGGCUUCAAAAACCAACUCCUGGGACCAAGGCACAACGUCUGAAGCCGAAGGAGUGGAAGGACGAGCUAGCGGGAGAAUACUACUACUACGCGGUGUGCGGGCAGCACAACGCGGCUGCAGCCAGGUCGCUGCUCGGCAGCGAGGUGGCCAAGAAGUACAAUUUCCAGCGGUGGCCGGCACAGAUGGUGUACUUUUCUGACGAUGACUUCGGAGGGUAUUUUCUUGUUGGUUCACAGGACAACAAGAAGGACCUCCAGGCACCUCCCAGACAGUUGAAACUUUCUAUGAAAGACAUUCAAUGGCAGUGGAAGCAUGACGGCUGCCCAAGAGCUGUGAUGGGGAACCCUAGCGGGAAACAAGAUCAGGUCCGGGAUUGGCGUAAGUUUUGUACAACGGCGCUCCAUAAGGCGCCUCAAAACAGCUUGUGGCUUCUCGCGGAUCAAAAGGAAGAGGAGGCUAUUAUAAAGCAAAAUGCUGCCCUGCGUUCUUACUUACCUCUGGCGAUGGCCGAGGAAAAUGUCUGGAAACUGGCCGUGGAAUUUUUCGAAAAAUGGGAGACGGGCAGAUUACUGAGCCACGACGGGGCGAAGUGGAUCGUCAAAAAGAAGAAGGUCAAAAACGUAAAGCCUGGGAUCGCCUACAUCCACAACGACAAAUUGGGCAGAACGGAGGUGGUGUACAACGUCCCCGUGGACCCGCCGAAUAAAAAGGGCAAAAAGGAGAAAGAGGAGGGCGAUUGGUUCGUGCAAGUGCUAGACCCGGACGCGCAUUGUUUGAAAACAAUGGAAUCACUCACGGACAAUGAGAAGUGUCACGUUCUGGAAAAGGUGCUUGCUUGCGAGGUCGUUUGGGUCCAGGCCGGCUCCUCGUCGUUGGCAAAGUUGGGAAAGCUCAGCGUGCAGGACAUGGUGCAGCUGGUGAAGUGCGACCACGGCAGCAUCUACGCGGAUAUGGAAUGCAAUCCGACACAAUUCGUCGGUCUUCUUGAUUUUCUUGGCAAGAAGGGAGAGGGUGUCGUGCUCCUUGGGAAACCGCACGCACGAAGCGUCUGGGAGCUUCUGAAGGCCGGCCGGCACGUUGUCGCAAUGGAAGGGAACUCCGACCUCUUGCAAUUCACGAUGCAGGUGGUGAAAGGCGAGGUCAAUUCGGGUGGGCACAAUUGUAAGUUCAUGGUCGUGAGGCCAACACGGGAUAAGUCACUGUACUUCGUGGAGUCCGAGGAGCAGUUGAAGUUAGCCAGUUACGCUUCCCUGAUCUCCACUGACGACGAGGAAGCCAUAGGUGUGGAGUUUGUCGCCAACGCGAAGGAGGAGGAGAGCGACACKGAGAGCAUCGACCUGCRGUACGACCCGCCKCCGGCGGACSACGGCCGAGGGUCCUCGUCGGCCGGUCCAUCACCAAGCGCUGCAGCCCUCGUGUCACCAUUGGCCAAACCGGCGCCGGGCACCACGCCGAUGAAGUUGAUGGAGAGACUUAGAGCUUUGGCCGCCCCCCCACCCGCUUUGCGUCCCGGGUCCGUCGUCCCGCCCGAUCAUCCGUCUUGGAAGGAUGACAACAUCCAGUUCCUGCUUGAACCGCAACGUCAUUCACCUGAGCUGGACUGGGGCCAUGACAUGGUUUGGCAUCCGGGAGUCCUCCAGCCAGCGAUACGAAAUGGUGAGUGGGUCAUGGCCGUGGCAAUCCCGAGCGCGGGAUGGGUGUCAUUCCCACGCGAGUCGAAGUCGAACUUCCUGCACCUCGCGAGGAUGUCGGUCCUCCAGAAAGUGACGAUCGAAAAUAACACUUUAGCACCCGGCGACCUGUCCCUCAUUUCCACUGUCGGUCGACUGUUCGACGAGCUUCAGGAAGGGUGCUGGUUGGAAUUGAUGGAGGACUACUACGAGCUCAACACGAGUCCGUCGAAGGGCGUGGUGGACUGGAAAGUGCCCCCUCCCAGUGGGCCGGACGGUGGUUCAGGGGGGGGGUCACCUGGAAGCGGAGGGGAUGGGGGUGGCGACCCAGAGGGUGGCAAAGGAAUCCCGCCUUUGGGGGAGAGAGGGUCUCAAGGCCGCAACACGACACCGGGAGUCAGCGCCGGGGUGGCGGGUUUCGCCGUCAACCGGACUCCGUCGACGGGCACCCGGCCCGAGCAUACGACACACUCCGUCGACCCCCCGACUUCGUCCGUGGGCUCAACGAGGGACACGUUGGCAGCCUUGGUUCCUCUGGGCAGUCGCUCGGCCGGAAAGCUGAAGUCCGCCGGGAUCCGAACUACGUCGGGUGAGGAGCCGCCAGAGCGGUCCGGAAUGCGAAGCUGCUCGGGGUCGGGGGAUCCAAGCAAGGAUCGAGAAAUUCGCAGCAUUGCGGCGCGGGACGGAGACGUCGGAAAGGUGUCGCCUGAGCGGGAGCGACGGCCGCAAGGAUUGCAGCGGGAGGCUGCAAGUGCAGGGUCCGGCGACACGGAGACCACGAAGUCCGCCGAGAUCCGAACUUCUUCGGGCGGGGUUUGUCGGCCAGGGGUGGUCGUGUCGUUGAGAGGGGCAGCGUGCACGGGGACGGAAGGGCGGUCCUCGAGAUUCAGCACGGGUACCGCGGAAGGGGACGAGUUUCGUGGGAGGGAAGUAGGGGAGAAAAUGGAGGAACAGAAGGGAGCGCACGAAGAGGAGGAAGAAGGGGAAGAAGAGGUGGAAGGGCAGGAAGCGGGAGCAACGGAGCUAAUUGAUUUGUUUGAAGGAAGGGAGGAUGUCGGAUCUGGAGAAAACAAAGUGGAACACAGUGAGGACGAUGUCGGAUCUGGAGAGUCGUCUGACGAGUUCGGACAACUGUACGAAGAGCAUCAAGAGGAUGAUGUCCACGAUGAUGCCACGACAAUAGAGAUGGAGACACAAGUGGUCUGCAGCCUUUCCGCAGAGCCUGAAGAUUAUGCGGUCCGACCACUGACCUCUUCUGUCGACUUGCAGCACCGGUUCGACAAGGCUUCCGUCGCUAUCAGCCCGUCUGAAAAAAGUCGACGUAUAAGCAUCGACGAAGUUAUCGACGGUAUCCUCUGCAACCACAACGUGUUUGCCCGUCCGUCCGCAACUGACAACAUCACAUCUUCCAUGGCAGCUGCCCUCGCUUCGUCACCGCCGAAGUCUCUGGUGCUGCCGGCCACCCUUGCCGCUGAAGGGGAAGGCGAGUUCGGUGGAGGACAGCAUGUGACGUCCCCAAAAAAAUCGAGGUUCGGCGGUCAAGCUCUCGACGUGCUCACUUUGCCUGCACCAAAUUCACCAUCGAAGGAGCGAAGAGAGAAAUAGACUGGUAAGCCGGGAAAAACGCCUGCGCAUUUGGAUG